AUCUAAUUAUAUAUACUCCAAGAGUUGCGCAAAACAGGAAUAUUUGAAGUCUGAAGAAACAUGGAUAUCAAACAUCUCAUCUUCAAUUUCUUCCUCCUAUCCUUCAUCAUCUACACUAAUGCGAAUUCGUCGGACUGUAUUUACACCAUCUAUGUGCAAACCGCGGAUAUUCCGUCGGCCGGCACUACUGCUAACGUAAGCCUCUUUGUCGGCGACAGCUUCAAAGACGAACUCUCCAUCAGCAACCUCAAAGAUUGGGGUUUAAUGGGCUCAACCCACAACUACUUUAAGGUCGGAGAAACGGACCUCUUCUCUGUGAAAGGCCCAUGUUUACGUGGGCCCGUAUGCAGCAUAAUAAUCGUGAUAAGCGGUUAUGAUGAUUGGUAUUGCGACUUUAUUGAAAUAAGCUCUGUAGCACUUGGAAAAUCGUGUUCCCAAAAGCAUUUUGUGGUGAAGAAAUGGCUCGAUUACAACAAGGGAUCAGCGCUCAUUCUUCAAGACGAGUGUGUGAGUGAAUAUGGGAGUUUGAGGAGCUGAUAUUAGUCGUACUUAUCUUGUAAGUUUUAGUAAGGUUGUGGAGUUUUUGCAUAAUGCAUUAUGCGAGUCAAUAAAGUUGGAUGUGCUCAAAGUCGACGUAGAAAGAGAUGACGUUGUUAGAAAAGCGGUACGUAAUAGUGUUGUCAUAACUGCUAUUAAUAACAUUUUUUCUAAAGAGCUGACAUUGUUUAAAAAGCGAUACUAGUAUUGUAAUAGCUGCUAUUAAUAACAUUCUUCUUUGACAACUAAGUAUUGUACCAUCAAAUAAACUUACUUCAUAUAAUAGUUUUUUAUCUA
Molecule: messenger RNA, 834 nt
Organism: Salvia hispanica
Lineage: Eukaryota; Viridiplantae; Streptophyta; Magnoliopsida; Lamiales; Lamiaceae
Product: PLAT domain-containing protein 3-like
Molecular function (GO): protein binding
Source: RefSeq, a predicted model, not a curated record